AUGGUCCAGGAUGUGUGGGUGGCGGAAGCAAAAAGAUUUGCUGACACUACUGUACGCGGCAGUUCUGGAGUUUCGCGCUGCCCUACGCCUGCAGGCUGUUGGCGAAUAUCACAAAAAAUCCAAGACAAUUUAGAGAUUGAAAUGAAGAAUCCCUACACAACAGAUAUGGCUGUGUGUUUUCCUGGAACCUGGACAAUCGGGACGCUCUACACAAUACUAGUUCCUUUGAAUUUUGACGGCACGCCAAAAGUUGGAGGAGAAUUGAUAGAGUGUGGCUAUUGUUACAAGAUACAUAAAGAAUGCCGGGUGGAGGUCCCUGAGAAUGGGAAGCUUGUUGCAAUUGUGAUCAGAUCUCAUUGA
This is a messenger RNA of Histoplasma mississippiense, 360 nucleotides long. RefSeq lists its product with no specific name. The transcript has 2 exons. NCBI's taxonomy places the organism in Eukaryota, Fungi, Ascomycota, Eurotiomycetes, Onygenales, Ajellomycetaceae. The record is from RefSeq and is a predicted model, not a curated record. Bases 1 to 360 code for a protein of 119 amino acids.